Messenger RNA from Rubroshorea leprosula, 2632 nucleotides. Lineage: Eukaryota; Viridiplantae; Streptophyta; Magnoliopsida; Malvales; Dipterocarpaceae. The record is from the annotation of a GenBank genome assembly.
CUUUCUGCUAUCCCAUGACUCUUCGUCCUCCUCAUUCAGAUCCAAAAACAGCAUUAACAACGAUAAGGACCCACCAUGCUAGCCCUGAACCCUGCCGUCUUUCUUCUCCUACUCGUCACCCUCUUUCUCUCCGCCAUUUCCACAUCGGGGUUUGGCUCACUGGGUCCCAUCUCCGCCGCGUUUGGAGACAACAGGUUCUUUUGCGCCAUUGAUGCAAGCGGCAAGCAGGAGGUUAUAUGUUGGGGGAAGAACAGUAGUUCUUUGUCACCAUCAUCGCCGUCAUCUUCAUCCUCUGCUUUCUCUGGCGAAGUUCCCGCGAUGGCAGCUCUGUCCGGCGGUGAAGGGUUCCUUUGUGGCAUUUUGGCGAACACCUCGCAGGCGUUUUGUUGGAGCUCAGUGGGGUCAGGUAAAGAUCUUGUCCCUUCCAUUUAUCAGACUACUGCUUAUUCCCAUAUUGCCGCUGGGAAGAAUCAUGUCUGUGCCAUUAGAGGCUCUUAUUAUUCUAAUCACGAUUCUGGUAUUGUUGAUUGUUGGGAAAUUGAAACCAGUUCUAACAAUAGCUUGAGAUCAAGACAGAGUGGUCUAUACUAUGAUCUAUCUGUCAAUAAUUUUGUGUUCAAAAGGAUUGUUUCAGGUGAGGGAUUUAGCUGUGGUGGGGUUAGAGAUGGAGGGCUUGUUUGUUGGGGCCCAAAUUCUACAACUUUGGGGGUUUCCAAUGUUUUUGAAAAUUUUGUUGCUUUAGCUUCAGGAAGAGGUUCUAUUUGUGGGAUUUCUAAUUUGUCUGCGGAGGUCAAGUGUUGGGGAAACAAUGAUUCAUUUUCAGCUCCUCCUUCUGGGAUCAAGUUUGUGUCACUCACUGCUGGUGCUCACCAUUUUUGUGGGAUCAGGAAGGAUGAUCAUGGGGUGGAGUGUUGGGGGAACUUAAAUUUUUCUUCGGUUCCAAAGGGCUCUGGGUUUGUGGCGAUUGCUUCAUCGGACUAUACCACAUGUGGUAUCAGGGAAAAUGACCUGGUUCUUGAUUGCUGGUUUACUAGUGGCUCUGUGCCACCUGAUUAUAAUCCACCAUUGGAAUUGUGCAGUCCUGGCCUUUGUUGUCCUGCUUCCUGUCGUGAAGAUCAGUAUGCUUUCAAUGCUAGCAGUCUCAGUGAGCCGGAUUUGACAAACUUAUGUGUUAGAAAAGAUUUAAAGAUUUGUUCACCUUGUGGAUCAAAUUGUACUGAGGGUUUCUUCUUGUCUAGUCCAUGUACUGCAAAUGCUGAUAGAAUAUGCACUGCUUGCUCACUUUGCCAGAACAGCUCUUGUUGGAAUGUUUGUGGGAUUAAGUCAUCUCCAGGGAAGUACUGGCAUCGAUGGCAUAGAUUCAUUGUCAUAAUUGGAUCUUCAGCUUCAGGCACUCUAUUGAUAUUACUUGGCUGGUGUCUUCUUCCACGAGUGUUCUCUCCUAAAAAAGAAGAAAGGACCAAGAAACAGUUUAAGUCUUGCAUAGGCAAGCCAGAGUUGGAUACACAUGCCCCCCCGUAUUCUCUUCCUCCUCUAACUGUAUCCCCAUGUCCCGGGACAGCUCAGAUUUUCAGAUUGUCAGAGCUGAAAGAUGCCACUAAUGGGUUUAAGGAGUUCAAUGAGCUUGGUAGGGGCAGUUACGGAUUUGUUUACAAAGCUGUCUUGACGGAUGGGAGGCAAGUUGCAGUCAAGAGGGCUAACGCAGCCACGAUAAUCCACAAGAACAGCCGUGAAUUUGAAAUGGAAUUGGAAAUCCUUUGCAGUGUCAGGCAUAGCAAUAUUGUGAAUUUGUUAGGUUAUUGCUCCGAGAUGGGGGAGAGGCUGCUGGUUUACGAGUAUAUGCCCCAUGGAACGCUCCAUGACCACCUUCAUGGAGGUCUUUCUCCUCUAAAUUGGAGCCUUAGGCUGAAGAUCUCAAUGCAGGCUGCAAAGGGUCUUGAGUACCUCCACAAGGAAAUUGUCCCUCCAGUUGUUCAUGGGGAUGUCAAAAGUUCAAACAUCCUUUUGGACUCGGAUUGGGGAGCACGAAUAGCAGAUUUCGGGCUUCUUCCAUCAAGUGAGAGGGAUCUUACUGGAGACAUGAAGAAUGAUGUUUAUGGCGUUGGGAUUGUGUUACUGGAAAUUCUCAGCGGAAGAAAAUCUUAUGACAUAGAGUAUACACCUCCCAGCAUAGUUGAAUGGGCAGUGCCCUUGAUUGAGAAGGGCAAGGCCGCAGCCAUAAUUGAUGGUAAUGUUGCUCUUCCAAGAAAUGUUGAGCCAUUGCUUAAACUAGCAGUUAUUGCAGAAUUGGCUGUCAGAGAGAACCCCAGCGAGCGUCCUUCUAUGUCAGAUCUGGCAACUUCAUUGCAGCAGCUUGUGAAGGAUGGAUUGAUCUUGUAAUCUUCAAUUUGGGUCCUGAAAUUUUUAAGCAAAGCAAAAGGAUGGGUUAGCAUUGCAGAUAUCAGAGCUUUCCAAGUGAAUAUUAGCUAAUUUCGCAACUGUACAUUUGAUAUGAGCUUUGUGUACAUGAGAUGCAAUUAUGUUAAAUCUGAGUCAUUGUGAAGGAAAUAAUCUUCUUGUAUGAUGAGAUUUUUAUCCAUUUAACUGUAAUGCAAUAGUUUUUGAGCGCUACAAAUAAACUGUUUAGAAAAUC